Molecule: messenger RNA, 5326 nt
Organism: Phyllopteryx taeniolatus (common seadragon)
Lineage: Eukaryota; Metazoa; Chordata; Actinopteri; Syngnathiformes; Syngnathidae
Gene: rin2a
Product: Ras and Rab interactor 2a
Exons: 13
Coding region: 513-3842 (1109 amino acids)
Biological process (GO): signal transduction; vesicle-mediated transport
Cellular component (GO): endocytic vesicle; cytosol
Molecular function (GO): small GTPase binding; guanyl-nucleotide exchange factor activity
Source: RefSeq, a predicted model, not a curated record
CUCUUAGGUCUUGCGCUUCAAAAAGUUCCACAAAGAGGAAUACGCAGCCAAGUCGGGAUAGGAACCAAGUUCAGUUACAGUCUACAAAUGGAAAGAAGCCGCUGGCCGUGUUUCUUCAUAUUGUUUUUCUUCCCCUUCCUUCGAGGUUACGAUGAGACAAUUGAAUAGUUGACGGAAUUAGAAAGGCGACAACGACAUGGACCCGUAAUGACAUAUCCCAGCCACUUGCUAUAUUAGUGAGGGUUUCUUCUGACAAAUCUACACAUCACAAAGUCACCGCAACAGUCUACCAGAAUGUUUAAGAGGACUUCAUGAUUCCUUCUGUCGAAGAUAUGUAUGGCGAUGAAGAUUUCAUCUUCCAGCAGGACCUAGCCCUUGCUCAUACCGCCAGAAGCACCAAAACCUGUUUUGAUGCCCAUGCCAUCACUGUGCUUGACUGGCCAGCCAACUCGCUGGAUCUCAACCCCAUUGAGAAUCUAUGAGGUAGCUAGCUAUCCAGGAGGUUUGACAAGAUGUCCACCCAUAACAUCCACCAGUCCUACAAACGGGAGAGGAAAAGCAGUUUCUUCAAGUUGAUUGAGUCCUUUGCCUUGGAAAUCGGCACAUUGAAAAAGGAGAUGUGGAAAAAGCCUGAGACAACAGAAGAGCAAAAGACAGAUUCAAUGCAUGGGCUGGGUGAAGAAGUGGGGGGUCUCUUCCUACAAGCAACCCCCUGUGCUGACAUGGGGACUGGACUGGCUGGAGUGAGAGAUUCAGGCUAUGACUCUCUCCAUCGGCGACUCAGUGUUUUGGACAGAUUGAUCAGUACACAUUCUGUGUGGCUCCAACUUGACCUAAGCCAUCAAAAUGCCAUAAAGAUACUACAGAACCAAACAACUGGAACAUUUGUGGUGAGGAAGUCAUCAAGCCUGCAGAAAAAGGUCAUAUCGUUACGCAUGGACAAGAACUCCCCAGUUCCUGUGAAAGACUUUGUUGUCAAAGAGAGCCAGUACACUUUCUCUUUGGAAGCAUCUGGCCUGAGCUUUGCAGACCUGUUUCGUCUUGUAGCUUUCUGCUGUAUCAGCAGGGAUGUGCUUCCCUUUACCUUGAAGCUGCCAGAGGCCAUCGCUUCAGCCAAAACUUCUGCUGAGCUUGUGGAGGUCGCGAAACUUGGAGCAGGUUUCUGGGACACUCAAUUGUGCCAUAAGAGGAAUGGUUCUGCCUUUUUAUUGGGUCCCACAGCUCCAGACAGACCACCUCCACCUGGCCAGCUACCACUCUCAGUUCCACCCACCCCAGGCCGCCCUCGACUUCUAACUCGCACCCCUUCAGAGCUUGAGUGUUGCCAGUCCAAUGGGGCACUGUGCUUCAUCAAUCCUCUUUUCAUUAAGGUUCAUCAACUAGACCGCAACCACAGCCCUAAAUCAAAUUCUUCUAGUUUGAAUAACAAACCUCUAAACCAUAGCACAGAAACAAACACACUGCACUUCAGCGGUGACCAGCCUGAAGGUUGUAACUCUCAUAUCAGUGACAGCGAACUGUCAAAUGAAAACAAAUCUCAUAGUCUUGGCAUCAAUACAGACCUACAAACUCAAAAGAAGCAAAGUGGUGAAGACUCUCCGUCACGGUCUCCACCAACCCGUCCACCUCCACCUCGCUUUGCAACACAGCAAUCAGGCCUUCCUGUCCGGCAACAAAGUAUGCCAGAGAAAAUUUCCUGGAUCAAUGUCCCCAAGGAGAAGGGUGAAGAGAAGGAGCGUAGCAGUAGUCUCUUAUCCCGUCUUGGUUCAUCACUUAGUAUCAGCCCCUCAUCAUCCCCGCCGAAGAGACUCAGCAUUAGCUCCCCUAUUUCCAUCCCCAGGCCUUCUCUGCCCAUCUCUUUAUCAUCCCUAUCAUCCUCGCCUCGAAGGGCCAAAUUGUCACCAUCUUCCUCACUGGAGGAUGCCCAAUGUCAUCUGGCACUAGAGGACAAGACUAUUGAAAAGGCCCUUCUUAAGGCCAAACUAUCCCAGCAGAACGGUGGCAAAGCUUGCAUCCAGCCCUGCAGCAGUCUUCCAGAUUCCUCCCUAAUGACUAUAAGCAAACAAGCAGUGCGAGGAGGAGGUGGAGGAGAAGCAGGAGAGGAAGGCAAGGGGGUUAGCCAGCGUCUGAGUGACAUGAGCAUUUCUACAGAUUCUUCGGAUUCCCUAGAUUUCUCUCAGUCCUCAGCUUUCUUCCUUCCUCCUCUACAUGACCCAAGUCCACCUACAGUGGCUGAUUUUAACGCCCACCUCCCCCUUUCACUACCCUCGUCCCAUCUUCUUUACUGCAGCAUGGAGGAAGACGAUGACGAGGAGGAGGAUGAAGAUGAAGAGGAGCCUGAUUAUGGUGUCGGCCUGGAGAGUGACCAGGACCAAGACCAGGACCUGACAAUGAUACCGCCUGGGCACAGGAUAAGACGCCGGCCAAGUGCCAGUGCUUUGGUCCUUCAGAAAGCACUUCGAGGUCAUCUGCGCAAGAUGAGUGGCGUUUUUAACUCACUGUUGACACCUGAAAAGAGAGCCAUUCGCAGGGUGGUCGAAUUGUCCAGGGAUAAAGGCUCCUACUUCGGCUCCCUGGUGCAAGACUACCUGAGCUACAUGGGUGAGGGUGCGGGCACCCCGACUUGGCAAAGCUUCGCCUCUGGACUGGAACUACUUCAGACUCUCCGUCAGUUUAUAACUCAGAUGAAGAGUUACCUGCGACAAAGCUCAGAGCUGGGUUUGCCCAUCGAGAGCCUCAUACCUGAAGACCAAAUAGACCACGUCCUAGAGAAGGCCAUGCACAAGUGUGUUCUGAAGCCUCUCAAACCGAUGGUUAGUGCCGCACUGCAGGAGUUCCAGGUGCGCAGCGGGGAAUGGCAGGAGCUGAGGGAGAACAUGUCUUUGGCGAAAGCUCGGCAACCGCAGGACAUGGGUGUGGAUGACAUGGUGCCACCAGAUCCGAUAGCUAUAGAGAAGAUCAAGUACAAGUUUCACACCAUGUGCAAGCUGUACUCUCCAGAAAAGAAGGUCACUAUGCUGCUGAGGGUUUGCAAACUCAUCUAUACCAUCAUGGAGGACAAUUCAGGGCGUCUGUAUGGUGCGGAUGACUUCCUGCCGAUGCUCACCUACGUGUUGGCCCAAUGUGACAUACCACAGCUGGACAAUGAGAUACUUUACAUGAUGGAGCUACUGGACCCCUCGCUGCUUCACGGAGAAGGUGGCUAUUAUCUGACCAGUGCAUAUGGAGCAAUGUCUCUGAUCCGAAACUUCCAGGAGGAGCAGGCAGCCAGGGUGCUGAGCUCUGAGACCAGGAAUACACUUCACCAGUGGCACCAUCGACGCACCACCCUGCACUCUGCGCCAUCCUUUGACGACUUCCAAAAUUACCUGCGGGUGGCGCUGCAGGGACUAGAUAGCGGCUGCACGGCUAAGACCCUCCCUGUCCGACCCUUCGCCACUGUGGAGGAGGUGUGUCAGCUGUGCGCACUAAAGUUCAAAGUGUCAAACCCCGACAGCUAUGGCUUGUUCCUGCUGACGGAGGGCAGCAGUCAGCAGCUGGCACCGGACACGCAUCCUCAGAAGAUCAAGGCGGAGCUCCACAGCCGCCCCCAAGCUCCCCCCUUCUAUUUUGUUUACCGCCGCUUGGCCAAUCGCAGCACCUCACCGUCAACCCCUCUGGAGUCUUCGCCCAGCCCCGACAACCACACUUUGACCUCUGAACACCAGGCCAACCUAAACGACCUCAAUCCAGAGUCACCCGCCCCCUCCCUCGAUUCAGAACUCAAGACUGUCACGUUAAUGGAGACUCCUUAUCAGGAAGACUGCAACUGGACAGCGUGCCUGACCGACAUGCUUCACUGAGACCCAGCGUGUCCGACAGAACGUCGGCUCGUGAGGAGCACACCACAGUGCUUCUACGAGUCCAACUUCUCCUUUUGGAUGUCACACUCGACAUCCUCUGUGCAGAAAGUUUUAGCAGACAGACAGACAAGAUGGAAGGAAGAGCAAUGACAGAAGUGAAAGUUCGUUUUUUGCCUUUUUUCUACUUGGUUCCUGUGAACCAACCAUGACAGGCAACACUUAUUUUCUUUUGCUCAGAGUCUAAUUACAUAGUGCAUUGUGAUUUAUUGCUACAUUUUAAUUUAAAAUAAGAAAACAAUACAUUAGUCAGCAUUACGUUAGACCUAACCACAAGGUGCAGAUUCAAGGUCCAACUGUUGUUGAGUGGGACAUAUAGGGGAAUCUGAUCUGAAAUAGGACACCAAUCUUAUAUCACUGCUGUAAAUAUACUGUACAGCACCUUGUCAGUCGAUGGGUUCUAAUUAUUUCUUACAGUUGCUGGUAAACUGGUUUUGAUCCUGUCUGUUUUGUUUGUAUUUGAGCCACCUUGUGGUGGCUGAGGUGUACUCCCAAGUGUCAGAACAAGGGGGGGGGGGGGUAGUCUUGGUGUUUUCACGGCAACCUUCCUGUAUAAAAACUUAGAUUUCUGUAUUUACUCUUAAGUAGAAAUGAAUAUGCUGUGCAUAAACUUGACAUCUUCAUCCUCAUUUCUAUGAAUAAGAUAAGUAAUUAAUGCAAGUGUUUGUAAGUGUACAUUAUGAAAAUCAAUGGUUGACAUUGAAUAAACAGUGUAACAGCGUUUGGAUUGUAAUGUCGAUAAUACAUGCAAUUCUGCCAGUAACAUUUCUUUAUAUAGAUUAACAUGUUGAAAUCAGACUUGUCUGUAAUGGAGGCAUUAUUGCAGUUAGCUACUGAAUAAUCUUUAUUUGCGAAAAGCUUUUUAAGGCCAGUUUUAUAAAGAAUCAUUUGUGCUUUGAACUGAUGAGAGACCACAUAUACAAUGAAUGAUGGUUAAGAUAAUUGUACACAUUUUGAAAGCUAACCACAGGUAUGGAGACAGCAGCAGGAGAGGCAGUGUUGCAACAAACAUCUGCAUUCAGUAUUAAGCUCGGUACUGUCUGUCUAAAACUACUUGAAAUGGAUUUUGUGGUUUCCCAAUACUGGAGUUUGCGUAAAAUAAUAAUACUAACGCUCUGUAUUGUAAUGACACAUUAGAGUGGUCAAUUACAAGAGAGAAAGAAACCUGGCACCUUGUGUUUCUUGUAACUAUGUAGCACCAUGCAUAUCUCUGGGAACCAAGUGUUCACAUCUUUACAUUUCGUUGGUAUGUUUUUGUUAAACUGAAUUGACUAAUAUCCAUCAAAGUGAAUAUAUUUAUCUGUGCAGGGAUUUUUUUCAGAUUGCUUCCCCCCCCCGUAAUAUUCUUUAUGGUGUCAGUGUUUGAUUGCACCCUAGAAAGCAUUUGUGGCCAUUCAGUACAAUAAUAAAGAUUAUUUUGCACAAAG